Folsomia candida is the source of this 1690-nucleotide messenger RNA. RefSeq lists its product as uncharacterized. The record is from RefSeq and is a predicted model, not a curated record. The transcript is spliced from 7 exons. Gene Ontology annotation, molecular function: sequence-specific DNA binding. Gene Ontology annotation, cellular component: P granule; nucleus. Bases 26 to 1525 code for a protein of 499 amino acids. Lineage: Eukaryota; Metazoa; Arthropoda; Collembola; Entomobryomorpha; Isotomidae. Gene Ontology annotation, biological process: spermatogenesis; piRNA processing; male meiotic nuclear division.
UAAAACUCCCCCCACUUUUCAAAUUAUGCCAAAGAAGAACGCCUUUUUCUUUUUUAUGCUGCACCGAAAAGAGGAAAUAAUUCGGAGUGGGAUAAAACUUACCCGAGGUUUGGCAGAAGUUGCUACACUGAUUGAUUCCGAGUGGAAGGAAAUGCCCACUGAUCAAAAAGAGAUCUACAAACAGAUGGCGGACGACAACAACUCGACAGAAAAAAUGGGCAAAACUCAAGGUCAACAACCGGAAACGAUCGAGGGGGCGGUCGGCUUAUCGUCGCGACACGGAUAUUCAUCUUUAUCACCAACCAGCUUUGCACAAGUGGCUGAGCAAGUCAUGGUCAAAUAUUGCUAUGGACCUGAAUCCUUCUCAAAUAUGAGGACCCUUCUCGCCACGCUGCUCAACGGCGUAAAUCCGGAAAUGAUUCCGAUUUCAAUCCUACAAUUCAGCACGUACAGCGAGAAACCGCCUGGCGACGCGGACGACUUCAUGGUCGCAGAAGUCGGUCUCACCAUUUUCAGCGUGAAGAAAGGAAUCUUGAAGAAUUUUUCGGCUUUGAUCGACCCAGGUGAGGAUUAUCCCAAACAUCGGAAAAAUGAAGUCGCCAAGUGCGCUAAAAAGUUGGCCCUGCCGAUGCCCGGGUAUGAUAAGCGAGCCCAGGAUUAUCGGGCAAUUCUGGAUGCACUUUUCCAGAUUGGAAACAAGGUGGGGAAGGACGGCCGUGUCGUGUUUUACUGCCUCACCGAACAACUCCCAACGACUGAAUUGUGUUUGAAAUGGUUGAUGUUCCAAGCAGGAAUCUACGCCCAAAAUCUCCAAACUCGUUACGAAUUCUAUCUCCUCUCGCUCGACGACAUGAUCGCCAUGAUGACCAGCAGACUGGACCUCAGCCGAGUUCCGGAUCGUCCUAAGCCAAGCUCACCGUGGUCCCCGGGCGCCGCGGCCGCUGGGGCAUGUGCUUCGUCUUCUUCUUUCCCUCGGCGAAUUCCGAACCAACUGGAACUCUCACUGUCCAUCAUGCAAGAAGAGACGGAACGCUACGUGGCCUUCCCUCCCAAACUGCCCUUCGUCUCGAGAGGAAUUUUCGCCCAUGCCGGCGAAGUCAUCGACUUUCUCAAGGUGGACAACUACGCACAUCGGGAAGAAUUGGCGUGCAGAUAUCAUUCAGUUCGCCGCGACGGUGUCUACUUCUGUCCCAUCAACGUCGCGAACCGCUAUGCCUUCAACUUGCUCCACGUUUUGACCGUGGCCUACCAAACCUGCCCAAUUCCGGGCCGUCACUACCCCACAAUCCUGCACGACGAGGGUGAAGAGCGACGCCGACGACGCGACAUGCUCAAAGAGUACGAAAUCUGGGACCCCACCGCGCUUGGGCUGCAGGAAGCGGCGAACGAUCAAGAAUUGCAGGAGGCAGAAGCAGCAGCAGGUGAUCGAUACCGACAUCGACCACGUGGCCAAAAUCCAGAUCGUGCAGAGUACGAAAAACUUUCGGAUGCGUUUAAAGAUUUAAAGACGACAAAUUCACCAUAAUUCGGAAUCACAUUUUUUCACUUAUUUCUCCCUCUUUCGAAUUUUGUAUUUUGUUAGAUAAUGAACUUUACAAAAAUGUAUGUACGAUAAUUUGUUAGUAGUAUUUCACAAAAUUCCCUGUAUUUUACUAAUAAGUUUCCGUCCGAAUUUUUGGAUUAUGCUGGA